CGCAUUGACCCGACCCACUCCCAGAUAUCUCUCAAUUAAUGCUUUCAAAAUGGCGAUGAGUUCGCGUCUAAAACGGGUUGCCAAAGAACUGCAGGAUUUUCAGCACACCAGUUAUAAUCCACAUCCAUACAACCAGGGAGAUUUAACUCGUCUUGAAGCCUCUCUGCCAAUUCCCCCAGGUACACCCUACUCUGGAGGUACUUACACCAUCAAUGUAUCAAUCCCCGAUGGCUAUCCAUUUGAGAAGCCGUCAAUGAAGUUUAAUCAAAAGAUAUAUCAUCCGAAUGUCCAUCAUGAAACGGGUGAGAUUGCACCAGGCGCUCUCGGCUCAUGGGGACCAACAAAUACUAUCAAAACAGCCUUGGACACAAUAGUCAGGCUACUUCAGCAACCUGACUCAAAUUUUCCUGUCAAUGAAGAUGCAAACACGCUGUUCUUGAGGAUCAAUUCUGUCUUCAAAGAAAGAGCUCAAGAGUGGGCUGUAAAGUAUGCGGCAGCCCCAGCUACGGAAACGGAUAGUGCUAGUUACGGAGGAUACAAUCGCAAUCUCAUCGAUCAAUUCGUCAUUCUGGGAUAUGAUAAAGAAUCUGUCGUCGAGGCAUUCAAAACCUUAGUAUUAUUUGAAGUUCGACUUGACCGGGAGAAUUCGAAAUCGUCAGGGCGUAAACGCCACUUUGCUCUAUCAUUCCAGUCCACAAUUCCUGAUGAGCGACUCAAAUUGCACAUCGGUGCAACAGCCCUCUCAUUCGGGGUUGCUGCAGCCCAGGCGCCAACAGAACUCCCAGAAUGCGGCAUGAACUGCCUGUCCAAAGUUGUCGCCGAGCCCGUAUUCUCCAACUCGACGCAAGAACAGCUUUGUCAUGAUGAAAUGUUCUAUUCUGCAAUGAGCAAGUGUUUAACGCAAGUCUGCACUGCAAUGGAAACCCUGAUGGUUGAAAAUGGUGUUGGUCGAGAUAUUUGGACACUUUCGGACAGCGAGAUGGUCACAUCUUUCAAGCUCAACUACUUUCUUCUGCUUGGUCUUGCCAAGGCAUCGAUCCUAGCCUUUUAUCUCCGAAUUUUUCCCGAUCGCAAGUUUCGCAUUACUGUUUGGCUCACACAAACCUUCAACCUCAGUUCAUCCUUUAUCAGAAAGAAGAUUGGUGUGAUUGCGAUGUUUAGCGUUGGAAUUUUUGUCGUGAGGUUUGUUUACCUGAGGUCAUUCCUGUCGGGAAAACAGGGCACAGGUGAGCCUCGUCAAGCUCAUUGCCAGUCUGAGCUAACUUUCGCAGAGAAGCGGGCUCUGAAAGCACUAAUAUGGGCUUGCAUCGAACCCUGCGUGGGCGUCAUGGUGGGCUGCUCACCCAAUAUCCGCCAGUUCGUACGAAAGGUUCGAGGCUCUGUAACGGGCCAGGCCAAACUUUCCGGGGCUCAAUACCAAUCGCCUACCGGUAUCUUUAAAAACCGGUCGCUGGAGCUUAUAUCCGACAGCACUAGUGCGGUCGAAUCUGAUAAAUCAAGGGACAAAAGGCCUUCUGUUUUAUGGUCAAUCAUCAUUGCAACCUGUCACUCUGUGCGAACUGCGGCCGUUCCGUACGUGACGAUGGUGUUGCAGAACCUCUAUCUCUCUUACAAGAGGGACACAAAAUACCUGUUGUAUUGGAUGAUCAACGUGUCCAAUCGUCUCCUCAGAUCCACCACUGAUGGAGAAACUCAAUCGGCCGGCUCUGUUAACACGACAGGUCAAAGCACAGUCAAUGGCCUGAUUUCCAUGUCGAAACUGAUCUCACAGCACAAGGAACCUGUACCGAAUGUCAUUUAUCGGCUUUUCGAAUCCAUCAUUCAGGCGAGGUCACUCGUUAGCACUACGUUUCAGGAGCUUAUGGGGCCUGAUUCGGACGAGGAACUCAAACGAAGUAACGAGAGCCAUCGACACUUCAUAAACACCCUUCGCAGUGCCUUCAAGAUUCUUGGCGGCGAAGAAUGGGAGAAGACGAGUGUUGCGGCCAGCGACGAUACCGAGGACGUUGAACAGAUCCUGUUCGCCAAUAAGUUCCAAGAACUGAGCGUCGACAAAGAGGGAGAGUCGAGCGAUGAAGACGAUGAUGUCGGUCAGCCACAAUCACCAGUCGCCGCACGAAAGGUCUCACGAAAGCCAAGGGGGAAAGGCAAAAAGGCGAGGAAAUACAAGAAGCCAAAGAAGGGCAAGAAACAAGACACGAAAGAUCCCGCGACCGAUGAAAUACCGAUUGAGAGCAUUCGCAUUAUCGAGGACAAUGGCGAGGUCGGCCUUGUCACAGAUUAUCUACUGGCUGUCUACUCAACAGUCAAAGAAUGGGCCGACCUCCGUGCUUACACUCAAAGUCUUUGGAAGGAGGUCGCAUACGAAGGUCUGAACAGCGCCGUUGCAGGCGCUGUAAGUAAUUUGACAAUCUCUAUGGUCAAGCGCACCAACGCGGCUAUCUUCGUCGACUUUCCGGGUCACGACACUUACGAAACCAUCAUGAACACCAUCACUCGAGGAAACAUGGAUAGAGCACAGGGAAAAUUCAGGCUUGCUCUUUUCGCGCUAGACCCGGAUGGUGAACAGCACAGUCAGAAGGAGACAGCCCUCGACAUCAAGGAGCAGUUCCUCAUUCACGCGUAUCAGGACUUGAGGGACUUUGUACUUGACUUUCAGGCCAAUCGUACUGGCAAGCCGACAAAGGCCAUGCAGGCAAAGAUCUCCAAAUGGGAUCCAAACUUCAAUUUGGAACGGGCUACGAAUGAGGAGCGAGUCGACUGGCGUCGCUGCUACACCAUAAAAUGGCUCUACGACCUUGUUAAUGUAUUCUCAUCUAUUGUGGUUCAGAGAAACAUGGUCAGAGGAGAGAAGCAUGUCUACGAGAACGUGGACUGGUCUGCGAGCGGUCCCUGGGGUGUCCACCGAGUCCUUUUCGGCCUGAACGAAUUUGCAGGCGACAUCACCAGCAUGGCUAUGAAAAAGCCUGGAACCGACAUCACGAAGAUGAUCUAUCCGCACCACGUUUUCCAGAUGCAGUGCAUCGUCGAUUCGUUUACCGUUUCUCGCGGUUGGUCGUUGAGUGCUCUGCACGGUCAUAUGCUUGAAGCGCCAGCAAAGAAGGGUCGUGCCAGACGAGAUGUCGACCUCUUUCUGGAUCGACAGAACAAGCGCGUGUUUGCUGGGUAUUGCCAGACAGUCGAUUUACUCAAGCAGAUUCUGGAGAAGGAUGGAAAGAUGGCUCAGCAUAAAGACUUUUUUGAGAUCAUCAAGAUCGCUCAGCUUGAUUUCGUCGACUUUCUUGGAGAGCACAAGUACACGACUGGGCUCGAUACCAUACCGCCCUCGCGCUUUGCAGACCAUAACCCGAACGGUCUCCAAGAGUAUUCGCCAUUCCUUUGUGGAGUUGGCCUUGAAGAAGGUCUCGAGAUCGCUUACAGAAUUGGCAUGUUCCUCUGGGAGCGCAUGCCUGAGCCAACGCUGAUGAUCCAUCUACACAAUGCUGUUGUACAAAAGGGUUACCUCUCUCGACCUGUUGGACUCUGCGCAACACUAGAAGAUCUCUUCAAGCAUACGUUCUUUGCACAUGGUCGCAAGCCGAAAUCAGGGUUUGUAGAUGCUCUGCUCGCGUCUGUGGGCCAGCCGGGGUCGAGACAGGCGCAGGCGCAGAGACAGGCGAUUCGAUAUAGAAGAAGAUUUGCGGAAAAUGUUCAUCAGCUUUUUGACCUGGAGAUCAACCAAAUUUUCAAGAGGAACUCCAUGCUUACCACUUGUCGGCGAGCGGGGUGGAACCUCGAGGCCAUUCCUGAUGAGGAGCUUCAAUUUGGCAGCAUGAUGUUCUUUGAGCGACUGAGUCGAGCAAAGCACGUGAGCGAAAAAGAGCUCGAGGACACUGUCCUUGUUCAGAAGGCGAGAGCAGUUGGAAUGACCGAUAAGGAGAUUAUUGAAGCAACAAACAAACUCUCUUCUAUUGCGAACAAUACGCUCGAGGUACCAAAUGAGGUCUUGGACAGAUACGCCCCAGAAGGCUUCCAGUUUCCUCCAUCAGCUGGGUCAGAAGCCCUCGACGGCCGCGAUAUUCUUGAACUGGCUAAAUUCGACAUUCUCUCCGACGUAGCGGGAAUCGCGCCAAUUUCGAGCCUUAACUAUCUCGGCGUCACCUGCUGGCUCCUCAUUACUUUUGGGCGUAUUGAGGAGCGGCUGAAAGAAGCCGGAAACCCUGUGUACUUCGAGGCAUAUGAAGGAUCUGGGCCUUGGAAGUCGGAGAAGAGAGUUGCUCUCGCGUUACUCGCGCUGAAGGGAGACAAUGAGGAGUGUUUAAGAAUUGUGGCUGAUACAUUGAAUGAAGCUCGUACUGGAUUCAUGGAUUUUAUCUACUGGAAGGAUCUGGAGAUGGAGCCGAGAGAGAGAGAAGCAGAUGUGGAUCCUAGUCUUGGUAAUGAGUGCACUGUUAUGUGAAUGGGGUUUGGGCCUGUUGGGGAAUAAGAGUAAUGAUUCGGUCUUCGUAUGCUAGGCUAGAAGUUUUGGUCUUUAGAAAGAAAGAACAAAGAAAAUCCUAGCCCAAAGAAAAAGAUGC
Molecule: messenger RNA, 4556 nt
Organism: Fusarium oxysporum Fo47
Lineage: Eukaryota; Fungi; Ascomycota; Sordariomycetes; Hypocreales; Nectriaceae
Exons: 11
Coding region: 50-4438 (1462 amino acids)
Source: RefSeq, a predicted model, not a curated record